This is a messenger RNA of Condylura cristata (star-nosed mole), 3577 nucleotides long. RefSeq names its product K(lysine) acetyltransferase 7 (gene KAT7). NCBI's taxonomy places the organism in Eukaryota, Metazoa, Chordata, Mammalia, Eulipotyphla, Talpidae. The record is from RefSeq and is a predicted model, not a curated record. Gene Ontology annotation, molecular function: zinc ion binding; histone acetyltransferase activity. The transcript has 15 exons. The coding region runs from base 262 to 2097 and encodes 611 amino acids. Gene Ontology annotation, cellular component: nucleus. Gene Ontology annotation, biological process: regulation of DNA-templated transcription.
ACAAGAAGAAACGAGACCUCCCAGCACCCUCUCCGGCUUGUAACGUCAAGUGACGCGAGCCCCAGCCGGAAGUGAAGGAAAAAGCGCCUCAGCCCGCGGCGCCUGCGCAGAAGGCUCUAGACGGUGAAGCAGGAGGCACUUGGGAUCGUCCGCAGGAUUGGGACUGCUACAGAGGCAGCCACGGAGCCCGCCGGAGCCACCGUUCCUACUGCUGCUGCCGCCGCUGCCCGAGUCGGAACUGUCGGGCCGCAGCCGCCGGCAAUGCCGCGAAGAAAGAGGAAUGCAGGCAGUAGUUCAGAUGGAACCGAAGAUUCCGAUUUUUCUACAGAUCUCGAGCACACAGAUAGUUCAGAAAGUGAUGGCACUUCCCGGCGAUCUGCCCGAGUCACCCGCUCCUCAGCCCGGCUGAGCCAGAGUUCCCAAGAUUCCAGCCCUGUUCGAAAUUUGCAGUCAUUUGGCAAUGAGGAGCCUGCUUAUUCUACCAGGAGAGUGACUCGAAGUCAGCAGCAACCUACCCCAGUGACUCCGAAAAAGUACCCCCUUCGGCAGACUCGUUCUUCUGGCUCAGAAACUGAGCAAGUGGUUGACUUUUCAGAUAGAGAAACUAAAAAUACAGCUGAUCAUGAUGAGUCUCCACCUCGAACUCCAACUGGAAACGCACCUUCUUCUGAGUCUGACAUAGACAUCUCCAGUCCCAACGUGUCUCACGAUGAGAGCAUUGCUAAGGACAUGUCCCUAAAGGACUCAGGCAGCGAUCUCUCUCAUCGCCCCAAGCGUCGUCGCUUCCAUGAAAGCUACAAUUUCAACAUGAAGUGUCCCACACCAGGCUGUAACUCUCUAGGACACCUUACAGGAAAACAUGAGAGACAUUUCUCCAUCUCAGGAUGCCCGCUCUAUCAUAACCUCUCAGCUGAUGAAUGCAAGGUGAGAGCACAGAGCCGGGAUAAGCAGAUAGAAGAAAGGAUGCUGUCCCACAGGCAAGAUGACAACAACAGGCAUGCAACCAGGCACCAGGCACCAACAGAGAGGCAACUGCGAUAUAAAGAAAAGGUGGCUGAACUCAGGAAGAAAAGGAAUUCUGGGCUAAGCAAAGAACAGAAAGAGAAAUAUAUGGAACACAGACAGACCUAUGGGAACACUCGGGAACCUCUCUUGGAAAACCUGACCAGCGAGUAUGAUUUGGAUCUUUUCCGGAGAGCGCAAGCCCGGGCUUCCGAGGAUUUGGAGAAGUUAAGGCUGCAAGGCCAAAUCACAGAGGGGAGCAACAUGAUUAAAACAAUUGCUUUUGGUCGCUACGAGCUUGAUACUUGGUACCAUUCUCCCUAUCCUGAAGAAUAUGCACGACUGGGCCGUCUCUACAUGUGUGAAUUCUGUUUAAAAUACAUGAAGAGCCAAACAAUACUCCGCCGACACAUGGCUAAGUGUGUGUGGAAACACCCACCCGGUGAUGAGAUCUAUCGCAAAGGCUCAAUCUCUGUGUUUGAAGUGGAUGGCAAGAAAAACAAGAUUUACUGCCAAAACCUGUGCCUCUUGGCCAAGCUUUUUCUGGACCACAAGACAUUAUAUUAUGAUGUGGAACCCUUCCUGUUCUAUGUUAUGACAGAAGCGGACAACACUGGCUGUCACCUGAUUGGAUAUUUUUCCAAGGAAAAGAAUUCAUUCCUCAACUACAAUGUGUCCUGUAUUCUUACCAUGCCUCAGUACAUGAGGCAGGGCUAUGGCAAGAUGCUCAUUGAUUUCAGUUAUUUACUUUCCAAAGUGGAAGAGAAAGUUGGCUCCCCAGAACGUCCUCUCUCAGACUUGGGGCUCAUAAGCUAUCGCAGUUACUGGAAAGAAGUACUUCUCCGUUACUUGCAUAAUUUCCAGGGCAAAGAGAUUUCUAUCAAAGAAAUUAGCCAGGAGACAGCUGUGAAUCCUGUGGACAUUGUCAGCACUCUGCAAGCUCUUCAAAUGCUCAAGUACUGGAAAGGAAAACACCUUGUUUUAAAGAGACAGGACCUGAUUGAUGAGUGGAUAGCCAAAGAGGCCAAGCGAUCCAACUCCAAUAAAACCAUGGAUCCAAGCUGUUUAAAAUGGACCCCUCCAAAGGGUACUUAAAGUGCCCUGUCACUCUGAGCCAGCGAACCCAGCAGUAGGAAUCCAUGCCCUAGGGAUCUGUCUGUCAUUUCUGUUGCUCUUGUGAUUGGCAAGUACAGUGUCCUUUGGGAAGGCCACCCCCUCAGGACUGUCCUGGCUCCGACCUUCGUGUACACUGCAGACGCUGGUUCUGAGGAACUGUUGUUUCGGCCUCAGUGAGGUUGUCCGGAUGGGAUCUCUAUUAGAUUUGCGUGUGGAUCCCUGAUAGCACUGACCCAAGGUGUUCUGUUCGGUACUGCACCUGUCCAGUCACUGGUUCUCUACUCAUGUUCUUUAGCCCCAUGAGGUUGUGUCAUGUCUUCUAACCUUUGUACUCGUGCUUCUUGCUUCCCAGUCACCAGACCUCCAAAUGAGGUUGCCGCCACCAGGACCUUCCCAUUUAGUCUUAACAUGUGAUCAUGGAGUGGCAGGGAGCGGUAGCACUGUGUGUGGGGGGGGAGGGUGUGUUCCCUUUGAGUUCAUCUCACUUCAAAUCUUUUCCUCCGUUUUUAUUGGAAGACCUUUACUUAUUUUUGCUCAGUAUCAGGCUGACCAGAGGCAUACUUUUGAAGACUCUCCAGGGUUUAAUUUUUGGUAAUAGCCCAUAAUCUAGCUGAAUGAAAUGAGGAACAGGUGAUUUGAGUUACCUGUGGGCAGUGCUUGGUGGAAGGGAAUGAACACAGUUUGCCUCACCUUAAGUGUCCCGUGGUAAAUGUUUUCUCUCCAUACUCCCUGUCCCUGCCAAAAUACAUGUUCACUAGUUAAUUAUACUGUAGAACCUUUUCACCAGUAUCAGUCUGACUUGGCACAACGAUAAUGCCACGUAAGUUGAUUUUUAUCUGAACAUCCUCAGAGAAGUAGAAAGUGAUCAACAGAGGCUUCUGUCAACAGCCACAGCACAGCCACAAGAGUGCCGCUCCUGCCAAGGUUUGCUUCUCUGGGCAACAGUGCCUCGCCCUCCCUCCGGCGCUGAAGUGCUCAUGUCCUGCCAAGAAGUCCUCCAUUUCCUUUUUGGGAUUUACCAUCUUCCCUCUUUUCUAUGGUCUCCUUUUGGUGGGGUUCCUGUGAAGGAAGAGAUGGCCCCUUUAAUUUCUUGGGCCCACUAUAACUGGGCGGCUUUUGAUGUAUGACAUGUCACCCUUCCCAACUUGCUCUCCUCCUACACUGCUGUCUUCAUGGGACGCCCUCACCACAACCCCAACUCAGUCAUUUGUGCCUUUCUUCUCAUCCCUGUACACUACUUAUACUCACUGUGGGUUGAGGGGAGCUCAUUUUAAGCAUGUUCAGUGGCAGCUCCCCACCAGUUUCAGUGUCACUGUUAAACUAUCCAAAAGCAACUUCACUGGGGGUUUUCUUAAGGGGUAAAGGCCUUUUACAGAAGCUGAUGCUUUCCCCCCUUCACCCCCGAUGUGUUAGAAUGUGCUGUUCUAUAUCUACUCCUCAAUAAAGCAUGUUCUCUGCU